AUACUGGUUCUUGAAAGGUUAUCACGUGUCUGAUAGAACGAGAAGUGGGGUCAGAGAGAAGUCCUAGUGGUUGAUGUGAGGGCAUCACACACGUACUUGUAUACUUUUACUUUCAAAGAUAGAGUCAGUAACAGAAAUCGUACUAAAAGUGAAAAUUGUGAUUGUGAUUCAUUGUAACGCGUUUAUUAUUAAAUAAAAAAAGAAGAUACGAGAUUUAUUAAUAAACACAUAUUAAUGAUACACCUGUUAUAAUAGUAAAAAUGGAAUGGAAUAAUGAAUGAUAAAAUUGAAUUGAUGUGAUAAUUUUCUCCGGGCAUCAUAUCUAGUAAACCACUUUGUGCACUCUACAAAUAAAUCUACAUAUAUUUAUGAUUAUUUUAUAUGCUUUCUUUUUCAUGAGAAACACAAGAGGAAUUGGAGAAUAUAAUUGCAGAAAAAAGAAUACCUGAUCCGAAAAUAAACGACUCCGAUAAAAUUGAAGAUAUUAUGGAUACAGAUGAUGAAACUGAUGAAACGUCAAAAAACGAUGAUGACGGUAAAAGUGAUAAAGACGAAGAGGAAGUGAUUAAGGUACAAAGAAAGAAGCUUGAGACAAAAAAAAAAGCAGUAAAACGGAAGAUGGCUGAGGCCAUUAUAGAUGCCCACGAAAAAGCCCGAGCUAGUACAAGUGCAGACACUGAAGAUGUGGUUGAAAUAGAUAACUCAGCCUCAACCAUAGAAGCACCACCACUGAGAUUACUUUUACCGAACAACUUGAAUUUGAAUAAUGAGGCGAAUCUCACUGUAGGAACGAAAAGAUCCGAUCUUAUUUACUUGGGAGAGGGCGAGUGGAUUAGAGAAGUUGCUUAUAAUAAAUCAAAAAGUCAAGUUAAACCAAGUCUCUUCGUUACGAAAUUAGCUUAUGCCCUCUGGGGGUACGAACAAUUGGCUAAUAGAUCUGUCGCUCACAUAGAAGGGAGAGAGAACCGUCCACUUCUCGAAGAAAAUAAAAAGUUAGUUGUAAUAAAUCAGUUUGAGAGGUAUCUUAGACACCGCGAUAAAAUGACACAAACUGUUGAAAUGAAGAAAGUAAAUGCUUACCUGGGAGGAGCUAUUAAGGGCGCCAGAGGAAAGAUAGCGAGAAGAAAUCGUAAGCGCACAAACAGCGAAAACGAUUCUGAUGAAAAUAAUUAAUACUAAUGCGUAAAUUCAAUUGAUGAUUUUAAAUAACUCAAUAAGCGAAAUGUCCAAGAUGCUUAUUCUUUCAUUAUAGUUUUGCCAUUAUGAUGAAAACAUUAAAAAAUGUAAAUUCUUUAUGAUGACAGGACUAUGAUGAAAACGUUGGAAUCUAGGACAUUUUGGCUAUUUGAAUUAUCGAAAAUCAUCAAUUCAAUUCGUCCAAAGAGUACAAGAGAUUAACAUUUUUUUUUUCAUUUAAUUUCUAUUGAAUAUUUCUUGAGAUAAAUGAUUGAUAAACCUACCUCUUUAAGGUAAUGACUGAUGUUAUGUUAAGUUGAACAUUAAUCAGUAUUUGCAAUAUGGUUACCCCGAUAUUGUAAAACCAUCACUAGUGGUUUCUUCUAAUCAUAGAUAUAAGCUAUAAAUAUUUUUUAUUACGAAAAGUUUUAUAAAAAAGUUAUUCUGUUUUAUUUAAUGUAAUUUUUUUGUUCUUACAAAUAAUGUACAGCAUAGAGAGAUUUAAAUGAUUUGCAUAGACUGAGAGUUUUAAUGAUCAAUGUUCAUUUCUCUAUAAAGUUUAGCAAUAAUUUACUUUAUAAUUGAUUUAAUGAUUUUUAAUACUUCAAUAGGCGAAAUGUCCAAGAUGCCUAUUCUUUUAACAUAGUUUUGUCAUUAUGAUGAAAACAUUAAAAAAUGUAAAUUCUUUAUGAUGACAGGACUAUGAUGAAAACGUUGGAAUCUAGGACAUUUUGGCUAUUUAAAUUAUCGAAAAUCAUUCAUUUAAUUUAUUUAUGAAGUAUAUAAGAUUUUGGUUUCAUUUUUUAAUUCCUAUUGUAACUCUAUUGUAUUAUAUUCAUAAGAUACUUUAUAAUUUUAUAAUUUUGCAAUAAAUAUGUUUCUUUGAUGAA
Messenger RNA from Chelonus insularis, 2066 nucleotides. RefSeq lists its product as uncharacterized. The transcript is spliced from 5 exons. The record is from RefSeq and is a predicted model, not a curated record. Bases 487 to 1173 code for a protein of 228 amino acids. Lineage: Eukaryota; Metazoa; Arthropoda; Insecta; Hymenoptera; Braconidae.